Molecule: messenger RNA, 1330 nt
Organism: Bemisia tabaci
Lineage: Eukaryota; Metazoa; Arthropoda; Insecta; Hemiptera; Aleyrodidae
Source: RefSeq, a predicted model, not a curated record
CAAAAAAACCGUGGGUACCUGUUAACCCGAAUUACUAUCGAAUGAACGUAAACGCUCAGCGUGUAAAUCCUAACAGUCAUCUAAACAUAUUUAAGCGACUGGUUCAACUGAGAAGGACACCGGUAAUUCGAUAUGGUGACUUGCAAACGUUUGCUCCCAAGGAAUGGAUAUUCAUGUUCACCAGAUCAGUAGAAACAGAAACUGUUGCAGUGGUUAUGAAUAUUGGAUCAGAAACUGAAGAAGUAUGCGCCCGAAAUUCAGCAACUGCUUUACCUGACACCAUGUUUGUGUAUACCAGCAGCAUGCAUUCUGGUUUCAGCGUUGGGAGUAAAGUGAAAAUAUCGAACUCGGACGGGACGGAUUGCGUUGCAUUGAGACCUUUUUCGACGCUGGUUUUAAGCACGAAUAGGAGUAUUCCACAGCUGAAUAGCUCUAGCAUAAUUUCAUCGUCUAUUUUAAUUUGGCUUAUAACUUGGUUUUUUAGACUCGUUUGGUAGGAGGUGCUAUUUUAUGUUUUUUUUUUGGACGCGAGUCUCGCUUUGAGACAAAAUAUUUAAAUAUUCCGCAUUGGCUAUCAAAGCUAAUAUAAAAGUAAAUCCCCGCAAAGAAAAAGGAGCCCGUAUCACUUUAAUGGCAUCAGCCGUUAAAAAAUUUAAACUAAGAGAGAAUAGAGUGGAGACACUAGGUCACAAUGACUCCUAGAGUACAACAGCCAGUCGGUUUUCGGCAAUUAAAAAUUCUUAGUCACAUGCAGACUAGAACUUACCUUCACUGAUGUGCCGCUUUGAAACGGUCCUCUCAUGUUCCAUACUUCCAUACUCGAGGAAAGACGGUGCGCCUUCAUUUUUGGAACAUGCAACUUAUACUGCUUUCAAGUUAAAAUAGUUACUUCUGGAGUUCAAGUAUUUCUAUCAACGACACGUUCGUUUGUUCCUGGCUUUAGGCUUACUGUAAAGUGCUGUAAAAUCACCUUUAUGUUUAGGGAAACCAAGGUCAUAAAUGCUGUUUCUAAAAUGAGCCAGAAAUAGUGGUUUGCAUACGCUGCCACUGAUCUUACCCUAACUCACAAGCUACAACCAUCGGGAAACAAAUCUAUGACCCGACUUCAUUGAUUUCUAUUUUCACUUCAAUGAACUCAUGCCCGUUGAGAUCAAUAAAAAAAUCCAGGAUGAUCGCUAACCUCUCAAUUUCGCACAGCCGGUAAAUUCCACUUUCACCUCGUGCCAAUCACGAGGCAUGUUUGCUUUUUGCAUCCUUCUGGCAUUCUUGCCCAUUCAGAAUGUCCAAUUCAAAAAUUCUUAAGUAUACUUGAAUUUGUCAACUACUUGCA